AUGUCGUCUUUCUGUUCCUGCGACGGGUACGCGCCCUUGGUCUUCCAAAACUCUUGCAUGAUCGCCCUCUGCUCCUCGCUGUGCAUCCUCCACCCUAAACCCGGAACAGACUUCGUGUGCUGCGGCGCACCCACGGGCGCGGGCGCGGGCGCGGCGGCGGCGGCGGUGGCGGCGGCGGCGGCGGGCGCUUCCUUCUUCUGCUUCUUCGGCGGCGGCGUCCUCGGGUCCUCGGUGAGCCACAACCGCGUCAUCGGUUUCAACCUCGAGUCCAAAUCCAAAAGCCUGAGAUGCUUCUUGUUCAUCUUCACGAGCGCGUCCGCGUCUAACCCGAACUUCGCCGCGAUCAUCACCGGCGUGUCGUCGUCGUUUGAAAAGUACAGGUCUCCGAGCGCGGUUUUCGUCGCGACGCCCAUCGCGACGCCGUAUCCGGCGACGAGAUUCUUCUCCUCCUACGUGAGCCCGGCGGCGUCGCGCCCGCUGAUGAGGUUCGACUUCGGCUUCGGCUUCGGCUCGGUCGGUCGCUCUCGCGUCGGCGGCGGCGGCGCGAUCGAAUCUUCGAUCGCCGCGGACAUCUUCCACCAUCGCGUCUCGCCUCCUCCUCCUCCUCCUCCUCGCGGGUAUCGCAGGAGCUCGCGCGAGGUCCACUCCACCUCGAACGUGCCGUCGAAGCGCUCCGCGUCGUCCGUCCUCGGCGAAAGCCCCGCGUCGUCGUCGUCGUCGCCGCCGCCGUCUACGCGCGCCGCUUCGGGAGCGGCGUCGCGCACGGCGGUGUCGUCGUCGCGAGGCGUCGUCGGAAGGUCCGACGAGGGCGCGUCGUCGUCGCGCACGAAUUGGAGUUUAUCCUCCUCAUUGUUGGCACCCACCCCGUCGUCGUCGCGGUCGCCGUCGUCGCCGUCGCGCGUCGGGGCCUCCGCCUCCGCGACCGCGCGCUGCGACUGCGUCGACGCCGGCUCGAGCUGCGUCGGGAUGAUCGCGGAGUCCUCGUCGGAGUCGGACCCGCCCUCGGGCUCCAUGACGGCGGCGCGCGUCCCGCGCGCGUCCGAGACUGACAUGUGGGGGAAGACCUGCGGACGCGCGCAUCGCGAUCGCGAUCGCGCUCGAGCUGGACUGCGACCAGACUACCAGACAGCAGACACAGGCAGGGAGGAGGCCGUUCGGCGAGGGCGACGACGCGCGGCGACGCGCACACGCCAACGCGCGCGACGGUCGUUCGGUCGCGUCCGCGACGGCGCCGCGUCCGCGCGAGCACGUCUUCGAGCGCUCACGCGUCCGCGACGCGGCGCAGGUCGUCGGCAUCGCGACGGGGGGCGGACGCGCGAGCGGCGUCGUCGUCGAAUCUCGGCGCUGCGGGGGCCCGGAGGCAAUCUUAAAGCGGCAUCCGACGGAAUGGGCGAGGAGGAGACCCCGCCCGCGGCGGAGCCGGAGGCGACCGAGCCCGCCGCGGAGCCCGCGCCCGAGGCCGAGCCCGCCGCGGAGGAUGCCGCGCCGGAGACGCCCGCGCCGGCGGCGGACGCGGACGCCGCGGCGGGCGCAGACGCAGACGCGGGCGCGGGCGCGGGCGCGGGCGCGGGCGACGACGCGGACGCCGCCAGCGCGGCGCCUCCCACGGCGCCGGACUCGCCCGCGCCGGUCACCACCGGCGACGGCACCCCCGCGGAGGUCGGAACCCCCGCGGACGCGGCGACGACGGACGCGGACACCCCCGCGGACGGCGCGACGCCGGCGGACGGAUCGCCGUCCAAAGACGCCAACACGGACGCGGACGACGAGAGCGACGGCGACGGCGACGGCGACGAGGAAGGCUCCCCGGCGAAAGACAGCGAAGGCGGCGGCGUCGGCGACGGCGACGGCGACGACGACGACGGCGGCGACGCGGACGGAGAGCGCGCGAACGGGGCGGACGGCGGCCGCGACGCGGACGGAACCCAGUCCGACGACUCGGACGCGGAGCUCGCGGAUUUCUACCGACGCGACGGAGCCGCGGCGCAUGACAUCGAAGGGUUCAACGACGACUUCGUCGCGCAGGGGCAGAGCGACAGCGACGAGGACGAGUACGCCGCGGAGAUGGUGAAGCUGGCCAAGGAAACGGAGGUCGCGCUCGCGUCGCUCGAGAGCGAAAAGAAGGGGGGCCAGGGUAAGAAAGACGACGGCCCCGACGAGGGCGAACUGCUCGAGGAGGAGAUUCGACGCGUUCAAGACGAGGUCUUCAAGCUCGAUCGCGUCAACUCCGAGCUCGAGAAGAAAGCCGCGCAGGUCGUGAAGCGCGCGCCCGGGGCGGCGGGGAGCGGCGCGAGCGCGAGCGCGAGCGGCGGCGCGAGCGACGCCGGGUCCGACGCGGGGCCCGGCAAGAAGAAGCCAGCUGGCGCGAAACCCGCCGGCGACGACCCUCGAUCGGACCAAAAGACGGAGCAGAGGUACCACGCCGCGCUGACGCGAUGGGAGUCGUCGCGCGAUGAGCUGAAUCGCGUCGAAGCGCACUACGACGACGCGAUCGCGCGCGCGGAGGCGUACCUGGAGGCGCGCGAGACGCGCGCGCGCGACGUCCGCGACGCGUUCGCCGCCUUCAAGCUCGAGGCGCGUUCUUCUUCACACUGGUUCCCAUACGACCGCGUCGGCGCGGCGCGCGCCGAUCCUUGA
This is a messenger RNA of Micromonas pusilla CCMP1545, 2637 nucleotides long. RefSeq lists its product as uncharacterized. The transcript is spliced from 2 exons. NCBI's taxonomy places the organism in Eukaryota, Viridiplantae, Chlorophyta, Mamiellophyceae, Mamiellales, Mamiellaceae. The coding region runs from base 1 to 2637 and encodes 878 amino acids. The record is from RefSeq and is a predicted model, not a curated record.